Messenger RNA from Sphaerulina musiva SO2202, 792 nucleotides. RefSeq names its product cytochrome c oxidase polypeptide IV mitochondrial precursor. Gene Ontology annotation, biological process: mitochondrial electron transport, cytochrome c to oxygen. The transcript has 4 exons. Gene Ontology annotation, cellular component: mitochondrial envelope. The coding region runs from base 49 to 633 and encodes 194 amino acids. Lineage: Eukaryota; Fungi; Ascomycota; Dothideomycetes; Mycosphaerellales; Mycosphaerellaceae. The record is from RefSeq and is a predicted model, not a curated record.
ACCACCACCACCCCAUCUACCACCACUCCACUCCGCCGCCCCUCGAUCAUGUUUCUCCGCCGCGCUGUCCCAGCGCUCACCAAGCGCGCUGUGAUCCGUCCCACCGUCACGCGCUCAUUUGCCCUCUCCGCCCGCCAAAGAAGCGAACGUGAUCCUCAUGUUGGGCAGCCCAGUGGUCAGCUGAAGAAGUUUGAAGAAAUCAAGGAUGAACACGAUCUUCUUCCACCGGGAGCCCAGCCUGGUACCAUCCCUACCGAUCUCGAACAGUCGACUGGUCUGGAACGAUUGGAAAUCUUGGGAAAGAUGCAGGGCGUGGAUAUCUUCGAUAUGCGUCCAUUGGAUGCGAGCCGGAAAGGCACGCUCGAGGACCCGAUUAUUGUCAAGUCGUUCGGUGAUGAGCAGUACAUUGGCUGCACCGGUUGCCCGGCAGACUCUCAUGUUGUCAUCUGGUUGGUGACUUCCCGCGAACGCCCUGCUCAGCGCUGCCCCGAGUGCGGAAGCAACUAUCAGAUGGAAUAUGUCGGCCCACAGGAUGAUGGCCACGGACACGACCACGGCCACGGUGCUCAUGAUGAACACGUCUAUGAGGAGCCCAAGACCAUGGCCGAUUUUGUCAAGCCAGCUUACAGAUAGAGUACCACAUGAUGGUGCGAUCUCUUUUUGGGGAGAGGGACAUAUAUGUUGUUGUUUGCAGAUGCUGAGCAGAGGAGCAGUAGAGCCAGCUUUUGUAACAUACCGUCUGGAUAGCUGUGUCGAAAUGCCAGAGUUGCAGAAGAACUUAGAAUACCAGCC